This is a messenger RNA of Cinclus cinclus, 767 nucleotides long. Its product is annotated as bone marrow proteoglycan-like. The record is from RefSeq and is a predicted model, not a curated record. The coding region runs from base 149 to 694 and encodes 181 amino acids. The transcript has 5 exons. Lineage: Eukaryota; Metazoa; Chordata; Aves; Passeriformes; Cinclidae.
UGUGUGGGGAUUUCUGAGGGGACAUCGGGAGGAUAGCGUGAUGCUGGGGGUGGCAGAUGGCCCAUAGGGAUGUCCCCUGGGUGACCCAGGGUGAUGGGGCUCUGGGAUCUCCCAAGGGUGCUAGUGGUGUCCCCAGUGUCCCUGUGCCAUGCGGUCCUGCCUGCUGCUCGCCCUCACCCUGCUGGGCACAGUUCCUGUCAGCCGCUCUGCUCUUGCCAGCCCUGCGGUGGAGGAUGAGGAGGAUGUGACAGAGCUGGAGAUGCCAGAGGAGUACAGCGGGUGCCUGGGGGCCAGUGACAAGCAGGAACCCGGUGUCCCCAGCAUGCCGGGCAAGGCCACCUGCCGCUACGUCAUCAUCCGCCACUGCCAAAGCUUCCGCCGUGCACAGUGCAUCUGUGCCCGGCGCUUCCGCGGGCGCUUGGCCUCCAUCCAUGAUUCCCGCACCAACACCUUCCUGCGGCUCCUGGCGCGCCGACACACCAACGCUGGCCAGGUCUGGAUUGGUGCCGUCAGCCAGCCUGCUGUCCCAUUCCCAAGCUGCCACUGGACUGACCGGAGCCCCUGGAACUACAGCCGGUGGGUGCCUGGACACCCCCUGCCUGGCCGCCGCUUCUGCACCGCCCUCUGCACCAACAAUGGGCUCUGGAGGAGUGUGCGCUGCAAGAGGCGGCUGCCCUUCAUCUGCGAGAUAUGACAGGCUCAGCCCCCCUGGGUACCCCCAGGCCUCCCCUACUGCUGUUCCCCCACGGGGAGCUGCACCUCCUCCC